This is a messenger RNA of Penicillium salamii, 2523 nucleotides long. Lineage: Eukaryota; Fungi; Ascomycota; Eurotiomycetes; Eurotiales; Aspergillaceae. The record is from the annotation of a GenBank genome assembly.
AUGUCAAAAUCCGGGUCCACAUAUCUGUCGCAAGCUCUGAGCGCCGAAGAAGCGGUAGCCGCAGCAACUUCCCAAAAAGCGGCACUGGAAGCGGCUAUCAAUGCCGCGGAACAUUACAUGAAAGCACUGCGUCUGGCACCAGCCGACGAGAAGAAACAGCUCGACUCAAAAUGUAAAGAGCUGAUCAUCAAGGCCGAGAAGAUCAAGGGCUCUGCCGACUGGAAAUCUGCGGCUCAUGCGGGGCCCCAGAAGGCCCUCACUUUGCGUCCGCCUGCAUCUAGUCGGAAGCUCACCACCCGUGAAGAAAUUAUCAUUCUCGAGGGCGCUAAGCUUCAUGGUUUCAUUUUCCCACCAUGGACUCGGGCUCCGCGUCAUGAUGAAUUUGUUCCGGAAGGGUCACCGUUUACGGACGCACCUGACCUGCACCUCUCUGAAUGCCAGAAAGAUAUUUUCGCAGGAUGGAAAAGUCCACGUGAUCUGUUAGAGACGUCGAAAGCCACCAAUUCGGCGCAUGGUGGGAUAAUCCCAUCCAUGUCUGUCUCGGGAGAGACGGAUCUCGUUCAAGACGUUUUGACCGACUGCUCAGUGGUCGCAAGUCUUUGCGCCACAACAUCUCGAUCAGAAAGAGGUCUCGGACAGCAUGCGUCACCAACGAUGUACCCAUGCAAUGAGGAGAAGGUCCCCAUGCUGUCGCAAUGUGCGAAGUAUGUCUUUCGCUUCUACUUUAAUGGAUCAUUUCGAAAAGUCGUAAUAGAUGAUCGAUUGCCAUCCUCGAAGACUACACGGUCACUGCAUGUGGUCGACCGCAACAACCCAAGCUUUCUGUGGCCUGCUCUCGUGGAGAAAGCUUACCUCAAAGUCCGUGGGGGCUACGAUUUCCCGGGCAGCAACUCAGGCACCGACCUGUGGGUUCUUACGGGCUGGAUUCCUGAACAAAUGUUUUUACACCACGAUGAUUCUACCUCAGAUGAAGUCUGGGGGCGUUUGUAUAACGCCUUCCACCAUGGUGACGUAGUGUUGACCAUCGGCACAGGGAAGCUGACCGAGACGGAAGAGCAAGGCCUGGCUCUAGUGAGUGAGCACGACUAUGCUAUUUUGGACAUGAAGGAAUAUCAGGGCCGGCGCCAGUUCCUACUAAAGAAUCCUUGGGCUGGCGCAGAACCCAAUAUCCAAAGCGAUUACGCGGCUGAUUCAGAAUCCCCUUUGUCGCCCGGUAAAUUUUGGAUGGAUUGCGAACAUGUUCUUCUGAACUUCGAGAAUCUUUACCUCAACUGGAAUCCUGGAUUAUUCAAAUACCGCGAAGAUAUCCAUUUCACGUGGGAUUUGUCACAUGGUCGACUCAUUGCUGGCUGUUUCGUGAAGAACCCCCAGUUCUCCAUAUCCAGCAAGGCAGGAGGAACGGUAUGGCUGUUGCUUGGGAAGCAUUUUAAAACAGACGACCAGAAGCAGUUGAGCAUCGACCACCCGAAAAGUGAGCUUGGGUUCAUCAGCAUCUACAUUUUCCAAGCCGGCGGCAAAAGGGUAUCAUUGAGCGACGGCGCAUUACACCGCGGUCCCUAUGUUGACUCACCCAAUACACUCAUGAGGCUAGAGAUGGCCCCAAAUUCAACAUACACCGCAGUGGUCUCAGAGCAAUCUCUUCCAUCUGCUAGCCAGAACUUCACACUCUCGGCAUUCUCCACUGCCCCUGUGGCCGUGGCACCUUCCCUGGACAAGUACCUCUGUUUGACCAAAGCAGCAGGGUCCUGGACAUCGAUGACAGCCGGUGGGAAUGCCGAGUCACCUCGAUACCACUCCAAUCCACAGUUCAGUCUACAGAUAUCUGAAAGAACAGACGUCUCGAUUUUGCUCGAAACUACAGAAGCUGAACUGGCAACCCACGUGAAGCUCUUUUGGUCCAAUGGCCAACGCAUUUCACGCGUGCGCAGUCGAGACAUUAUCGCAGACAGCGGUGAUUACCGCCGUGGAUGCGCGUUGGCCGAGACAAAGUCCUUGGAAAAGGGAACUUAUACUAUCGUCAGCUCUACCUUCGCGCCUGACCAGCUCGGUCGCUUCACACUAUGGAUCUCAUCCACUAUCCCAUGUGUGGUUCAGCAAUUGGCCUCUGAGUCUGCGGGGCGGCGCGCUGUCCUGUCCGACGUCGGCAUACUCCCCCCAGGAAAAGAUAGGAUGCUGACCUCGCUCCGGGUAUCUCGUUUAACACGAAUUCGACUCAUUGCGCGAAACAAACGGUCCACAAUUGACUCCCGGGCUGUUGCCCCAUCCCCCGUGCUAAUGACCGUGGAAUUAGGCCAAGGACCCUACAAGGAGGUUCUGGCUACAUCCGAAGAAGGUCACCACAGUUAUACUGCCUCAGGAGUUCGGGUAGAGGAUUUUGAUCUGUAUCCUAGUGUGGAGGCCAAUGUUUGGAUUGUCAUCGAGCGCAUUGGGGGGCCAGGAGGACAAGUGGAAGAUCAUUUCGAAGUUGAGGCCUUGGCAGAGGAACAAGUACAGAUUGGAAAGUGGGCAAUUGCGGAUGAAUGA